CAUUGGUCAGUGAGCAAUUGUUUCAGUCCCUUAAGAGUUAUGGGCCGAAGGAGCCUUAUUCUGACGUGGUGGUGCUCCUCUCUGCUGUCGCCUCUGCGUGUAACUUAUUUGUUGCUUUGGUUCCUUAUGAACUAGUUGGGGUUUGUUGUCCAGGUUACCAACACAUUCGCAUGUAUGACUUGAAUUCCAAUAACCCCAAUCCCGUGAUCAACUAUGAUGGGGUCAGCAAGAACAUCACCUCUGUUGGGUUCCAUGAAGACGGCCGGUGGAUGUACACAGGGGGCGAAGACUGCAUGGCUCGCAUCUGGGACCUCCGGUCACGCAAUCUUCAGUGCCAGCGCAUUUUCCAGGUGAACGCGCCCAUCAGCUGUGUUUGCUUGCAUCCCAAUCAGGCUGAGCUUAUUGUCGGAGAUCAGAGUGGGGCUAUUCACAUCUGGGACCUGAAAACAGAUCACAACGAACAGCUCAUCCCAGAGCCGGAAGUCUCGGUCAACGCAGUGCAUAUUGAUCCGGAUGCCAGCUACAUGGCUGCAGUCAACAGUUCGGGCAACUGUUACGUGUGGAAUCUCACAGGUGGCAUUGGAGAUGAGGUGACCCAGCUCAUCCCCAAGACCAAGAUCCCCGCACACAACCGUUAUGCACUCCAGUGCAAAUUCAGCCCAGACUCCACGCUUUUGGCCACUUGCUCUGCUGACCAGACGUGCAAAAUAUGGAGGACCUCCAACUUCUCGCUGAUGACGGAGCUGAGCAUCAAGAGCAACAACCCUGGGGAGACUUCCCGCGGCUGGAUGUGGGACUGUGCCUUUUCAGGGGAUUCCCAGUAUAUUGUCACAGCCUCUUCGGACAACCUGGCCAGGCUCUGGUGUGUGGAGACGGGGGAGAUCAAGAGAGAAUACAGCGGGCAUCAGAAAGCGGUCGUCUGCCUGGCUUUCAACGACAGCGUCUUGGGCUAAGGAGCAAGCUGGGGCGGCGCCUCUUUGCCAGCUGGGUCUGCCUUCUGGGCAGAAAAGAAUGUUCCUGCUGGGCUCCGUCGGCUAUUGCCUCUUUCCGCGGAGGGUGCAGAGUCCAGUCCAAGCAGGCCGAGCUGCACUAACCAUCUCUGCCCUUCUGCUUAAUCAGCAGGUGGUGUAAGGCUGCGGCUGGCAGAGCAAGCUUUGAAACAGGGAACCCGUGCCCUUUCUCUGGGCAGGGAUGGGUAUCCUUGUCUGGGCUGCCUGUAGGAAGAGCCACCUGUCCCCUGGUUCUGGUGUGAGCUGGGUGUCUUUCCUGAGGCCCCCUUUUCCAGGUCCUGCUUCAGAUCCUGCCCCCUGCCCUCCCACCCCCAGCCCAGAGGAGGCUUCAUUUGGGAGGCUGGCACCAAUUAUUCCGCUAAAUUGGCCCAAGAAAGAGCCCCAGCUGGCAGAGGGAGAAAGGCUGCUUCUGAACAGGGUGCCCUUCCCCUUCCAGGAGGGACUGGCCCACUCUGGCUCUCCCUUUCCCAGGCAGCCCCUCCAGGCCAACAGGCUUAGAAAAAAGAACAGAUGAGGCUGGGAAACGGAUCCUCUUGGGCCAAACCUGCAGGGAUACCUCAUAAGCAGAAUGCAGAAUUUUCCCUGUGACCCUACGGGUGAAACCUUUAGUGCUCACAUCACAAACCAGAGGGUCCUAUACACACUGUUUUUUUAAAAAGGAUUUCUUUCACGUAAUGCUUGUAUGGAUCUUACCUUCAUCGUGAAGCUACUUCUACCAGAGACAAUUAUUUACAUGUUACAGUUGAAAGUGACAAACUUUGUAAAUAUAUAUAUAUAAUGGUGAGCACAAGAUGA
Molecule: messenger RNA, 1805 nt
Organism: Python bivittatus (Burmese python)
Lineage: Eukaryota; Metazoa; Chordata; Lepidosauria; Squamata; Pythonidae
Source: RefSeq, a predicted model, not a curated record